Messenger RNA from Microthlaspi erraticum, 2082 nucleotides. NCBI's taxonomy places the organism in Eukaryota, Viridiplantae, Streptophyta, Magnoliopsida, Brassicales, Brassicaceae. The record is from the annotation of a GenBank genome assembly.
AUGGAAGAAGUAGAGGUUCGACAUCAAGAUCUUGAAAGUAAGCAAACCAGCAUGGAAAUAGUAAGAGUACCACAACUUCACAAGCAUCCUUUGAUCCCUUUUACUCGCUUUGAAUAUGGUCGUUGUGAAGGCUGCCGCUCACGUCAUGACGAUCAUCACGCUGUGGGGAGCCAUAAAAAGAUUUACAUAUACGGAGGCUACUGUUGCAAUGAGCUCGGAUGUGAUAAGGUUCUGUUCCAUACAGAAUGUGCCAAGCCCUUACAAGAAACCAACCACUCUUCUCAUCCAGACCAUCCCCUCAAACUAGUUAUCCAAGACUCGCAACAAUCUACUUGUUUCAAGGUCGGUUAUUCUUGCACAAUAUGUGACUUCAAGUUGGAUUUGGAGUGUGCGAGGAGACAAGAACCACUUGUUCUUCCUGCAAAUUCUCACGGACACGAGCAUCCACUGGAACUAGUCCGUGAACCUAGCCUUGGCACCAAAUGGAAAACUUGCAAAAUCUGUCUAAACAAGACAGUCACGUCACAUUAUAGAUGUCAACAGUGCGACGAAUUUGUCAUCCAUAUGGAUUGUGUAUGUUUUUCUCCCGAAGCAUACCACACUUCUCACCCUCAACAUCCUCUCAAGUCACUUAAAUGUCAAGUCCCUGAUUACGCCGACGACAAGUGUCUUCUUUGCAGGACAAAGUUUGAUAAUCAUCAUCACCAGCUUCACCACUGCGAUGUUUGUAACUUCAGCAUAUGCAGAGCAUGUAUGAAAGAUCCACCACCGGUUGAUCUUGAAAGCCUGACGACACACCAACAUCAACUUCAUCUUUUUCCAAGACGCAUGGAUUUCACUUGCAAUGCUUGUGGGACUCUAGGUGACCGAAGCCCUUAUCUUUGUCAUCAAUGCAACUUCAUGAUUCAUCGGGAAAGCAUCGGCUUACCACGUGUCAUAAACAUCAACCGCCACGAUCACCGCAUCUCUUACACACCUCGUCUUGGACAUGGAGAGUGGAAAUGCAAAGUUUGCCGUAAAAAGGUUGAUGGUUUCUACGGGGCUUAUUCUUGCUUCAAGUGUCAUGCUUUUUCUGUUCAUUCAAAGUGUGCGACGAGAAAAGAUGUAUGGGACAUGGUGGAACGGGAAGGGACAUCCGAAGAAGAAGAGAUCAUUGCGCCAUACGAGGUGAUUGAUGACAACACGAUCAAACAUUUCAGCCAUGAUCAUAACUUACAACUCAACAAAGAUGAGAAUCAUGAGAUGAUGAUUCUACCUGAAAGCACACUUUGUGUAGCGUGUGUCUCACAUAUUUUCUCAGAACCUUUCUUUAGCUGCAAGCAAUGUGGUUUUAUCAUCCAUGAAAAAUGUGCUAACCUUCCAAGGAGAAAACGUCAUAUGCGCAACAACAAGCCAUUCACAGUAAGAACAGAUUCUCACAGAGAAGUUUCUUGGUGUAAGCUUUGUCAUCAAUACUUCACCGGUUUCAGAUACGAAUCUGGUCCUUAUUUGACUUUAGAUGUACGAUGCGCUUCAGCUACAGAUACACUUGUGCACGAAAGCCAUCCACAUCCUUUACACUACUACUCUAGAUAUAGCCAUGAUAAGCCUUGUAGUAGAUGUGGGUCCAAGUAUGGUUUAUAUAAAUGUGAUGAGUGUGACUACAUUUUGGACGGCAAGUGUGCUCUUUUACCGGAAAAGGUAAUGAGAAAUAGGUACGAUGAUCAUCCUCUCUUCUUGUCUUAUGGUGGUGAAAGAAGAAGUGUGGAUGGUGAAUAUUGGUGUGAGGCAUGUGAAACAAAAGUGGAUCCAGAGAGAGGUUUUUACACAUGCAAUGAUUGUGGAGUAUUUUUGCAUGUUUCUUGCGUUGUGGGAGUCUUCUCGUAUAUCAUCCCAGGUUCAUCAGUUAGUUGCUGCGCUGUGAGAGUGAGAGACGUCACUCAUAUCGAGCUACGACCAGUAGAAACAAGGUCGAAUGAAGAAGUGGUGUCUAACACCUCUCUCUGUAGACCACUUUGCUUUGUGUGUAAUUCUCGUUACAAGCUCCCUCUUCUAUUCUUAAGGUUUUCAAGGAUGGAGUUGAUGUAUACGUUUGUUCUUUAA